AUGGGCCUGACGCCAGGCUGCUGGGUGUCAGGGCACCCGAGGGAGCCGGAGGUGGGGCGAGGCGUGGCACCGCGCCGCAUGCUCACCUGGCCCUGCAUGGCAACAGGCAAUGGAGCUCUAGGUCCCUUCGGCUGCGGACCCACGCCCGGUUCGAGAGGCAGCGGGUGGCAGAGGAGGGAGGGCAAACUGGCAGCCCCUGGCAACCUGGGGCUGACGGCAGGAGGCUGGGCACACCGCGGAUUUCCCCCCGCCGGCAGGAUGGUGAACCUGGAGUCCGUGCACGCAGCUGUCCCCGAAGGAGAAAGUGGCCCCGGGUGUGGUGGCAGUCAUCACUUCAAGGAGAUCAAGAUGAGCGGGGAUGCAGCAGAUUCCACAGACAGCCGGCACGAACCUGACCAGGUGGAGCCAGGGAAUGAACAGAAUGGGCUGGACUUUAACAGGCAGAUUAAAACCGAGGACCUCAGCGACUCCUUGCAAUCUGCCCUCCCCCCUCGGUCGGGUCACCUCGUGCAGGGAUCGUCCAUGAUGCCAGGGAGCCAAAUCGCAGGGGACAUGAGCUCUCUCCACACCCUGCAGCAGCUGGUGUUGCUUCCUGGGCACAUGCAGUCAGUCCCCCAGUUCCUUCUGUCCCAGUCUCAGGCAGGACAACAAGCUUUGCAGCCAAACCUCCUCUCCUUCCCUCAGCAACAGGGCAGCCUCCUCCUCUCCCAGCCCGGACCCAGCCUGGCCUCCCAGGCUGUGGGGCGCUCUGGCCUCCCUGGCUCCUCGGUUGAACCCCACCUGGACGUCCCCCAGCACUUGCAAGUGGCAAAGCACCUGACCCCAGCAGGAGCUUCCGAGGAGCCCAGCGACCUGGAGGAGCUGGAAAAGUUUGCAAAGACUUUCAAACAAAGGAGGAUCAAGCUGGGGUUCACACAGGGCGACGUUGGCCUGGCCAUGGGGAAGCUCUACGGCAAUGACUUCAGCCAGACCACGAUCUCCCGCUUCGAGGCUCUCAACCUGAGCUUCAAGAACAUGUGCAAGCUCAAGCCCCUGCUGGAGAAGUGGCUCAGUGAUGCAGAAUCUGCUCCUUUGGAUUCCUCCAUGAGCACCCCCAAUUCCUACCCCUCAGUGAACGAGAUGUUUGGACGGAAAAGGAAGAAGAGGACCAGCAUCGAGACCAACAUCCGCUCCACACUGGAGAAGAGAUUCCAAGAUAACCCCAAGCCCAGUUCAGAGGAGAUCUCCUUGAUAGCAGAGCAGCUCUCCAUGGAAAAGGAAGUGGUUCGGGUCUGGUUCUGCAACCGGCGCCAGAAGGAAAAGCGGAUCAGCUGCCCGAUGCCAUCCCCCAUCAAAUCACCCAUCUACAACUCCAGACUGGUCUCUACCUCAGGCUCCUUGGGGCCCCUCUCUGUCAAUCCCGUGCACAGCACCAUGCCUGGGACUGUGACAUCCUCGUGCUCCCCAGGGAACUCCAGCAGGCCCUCGUCCCCUGGCAGUGCCCUCCAUGCCAGCAGCCCCGGCACAGCCCAGAGCAACUCCAAAGCUGCCAUGAACUCUUCUGGCUUCAACUCUUCAGGCUCCUGGUACCGAUGGAACCAACCCACCUACCUCCACUGAGACCUCGAGCAGCGAGGGCGAGAGCAGCUCUGCCUCCAGGCCGUGCACCACCGACCACGCUCGGGGCCUUCCAGUGCCUUCCACCGCCGGCUGCGCCAGGAACCCCCGGCAGCGGGGCUGUGCAGGGACUCAAACUGCAGCCCAGCCCUUCCCCCAGCCCCACAGUGACAUUUUCCCUCUUCCCCCAGCCCCACAGUGACACUGUCCCCUUCCCCAAGCCCCCACGGUGCCACUGUCCCUCCAGGGCGAGCCCCGGCUUCGCUGUCCUCGCAUGGCUCCUCCGCUUGCAGCUCCGCAUCCUCCCGGGCAGGGCUCCCGUGCCAGGACUCUCCUCUCUCUCUCUCUCUCUCGCUCUCUCUCUGUCCCCAUCCCGUCCCAGAGCUCCCCAAAAGGAAGGAGGGUCCCUCCUGCUGUUCCUGUCACGCACAGCCCCCAAACUGAGCCGAGGUUUGAGUUCAUUUCACCGCAGCCCCGUGGCUGGGUGGGAGCCUUGGUUUUCCCCAGGCUCCCCAUCCACUUGCUUUGCGCCUCCUGCUCCCUUUCUAAAGGUGCUUUUUGUUUCAUUUUUCCUUCCUUUUUUUUUUUUUUUUUUUUUAAUUAAGUAUUUUAGAGCCUUCUUAUUUUUUCCUUUAAAAAAAAAAAAAACAAACAAACAACCAAAAAAAAAAAAAUUGUCUUUUGCAAAACUUUUGUCCAGGUCUUGUUAUUGCUGGAAACCUUGGGGGAAAUGGUGAUUUGUGUUGAUUUAGUGGG
Molecule: messenger RNA, 2352 nt
Organism: Vidua macroura (Pin-tailed whydah)
Lineage: Eukaryota; Metazoa; Chordata; Aves; Passeriformes; Viduidae
Gene: POU2F3
Product: POU class 2 homeobox 3
Exons: 14
Coding region: 1-1599 (532 amino acids)
Biological process (GO): regulation of transcription by RNA polymerase II
Cellular component (GO): nucleus
Molecular function (GO): DNA-binding transcription factor activity, RNA polymerase II-specific; RNA polymerase II cis-regulatory region sequence-specific DNA binding
Source: RefSeq, a predicted model, not a curated record